Molecule: messenger RNA, 9132 nt
Organism: Paramuricea clavata
Lineage: Eukaryota; Metazoa; Cnidaria; Anthozoa; Malacalcyonacea; Plexauridae
Source: the annotation of a GenBank genome assembly
CAGCAAAUGAAUUUUGACUUGGCGGUUUAUUUUCACCUGCCAUUUCUCAAGUACGGACUGCCAUUGGCAGGCCGCUAUUUCGAGCCCUGCGGUACAGUGAGGUAAAGUAUAUUGCGAGACUUCAACAGGAAAGGUGUAUUUGUUCAGGGUAAUGAGUUUCGUGUCCUUACUGAGGAAGAGAUACAGGAACGAAAAACAUUGGAAAUGCAAAAACAACACGAAAGGCAAGCAAAGUUAAAUAAACGGAAAGAGAAAAAGAAGGAACAGCAAGGUAGGGAAAAUUUUACAUAUAUAGGUAUACUUGCGAUGUAUGCAAUGAAAAAAUCCUUUGACUGGCAGUAUACUUUACAUUUUUACAGUGACGAAAGUAGUCUUAAACGUGCUUUUAGAUAGUAUGACGAAUAUAAUUAUAAACCUCCGAGUACUGUAGUGUACAUUAAUAAUUGAAGGAUGCGUAGCUUGACUAGUUGCUGGAUGUGGCUAGCUUCACGCUGCAUUUUUGCUCUCAAUGUACUGACAAUGACCCUUUCGUUCACCAUGUUGUAGCAUGCAGUACUUCCACACCUACUACACUGCUAUAAAUUGCGUGCAUGUCACUGCCAAAUAGAAACCGCUAUUGAUUCCCUUUGACAGAAAAUGCUCAGAAAAUUGCUGAAGCUAAAAUGCAUCGUCGACUUGAGCGACAAGCUGCGAUUGAAGCUUCCAAACAGGCGAAAGUAAGAAAAGGUAAUGACAGAUGAGUUAAGAUGCUAUAUCACUAUUAAAGUGCACCUAACCUCAAUUCUUCUAACAUCUCAUUCCUAAGAACCUUUGAAAUGAUAUUGUAACUUAUUUUAAAGAUUUUCGUUUGCACACUUUGUCUCGGAGUUAUUUCAGUUUUAUUGAUAUGCAAAUGUCCGGAAUUUACGUCACAUAUGAAUAAUGACUGAUCACAACUCCAAACUUCAUUUUAAUGAAUUAAACUCGAUGGUGAAUACGAUAUACAAACUUUUACUUUAAAUCAUUAUGCAUUUGUGACGUGAAUUCCGGAUAUUUGCAUACCAAACAAACUCAAAUAUCUCGGAAACAAAGUGAGCAAAACGAAAAUCUUUAAAAUAAGUUAAUUAUAGUAAGAAACUGAACCAGGAGCAAAUCUACUGUAUUUCCUUCAGAGAAAAGAAAAAUCGUACCUUGUUAAUACUUGUACUUUCGGCAUAGAGGGACGUCUUCCUGCACUGGUUUCAAGUGAUUAACAUGUAAGAACAUCUGUAUCUCAUAAAUGAAUUGUUAAAAAGUAACAUAAAAUUUUUAAAUUAACUCUGCACUAGCUCAAGAGAGACUCCAGCAGAAACUUGAAAAACAAGAAAUGCUUCAGGCUGCGAAGCAAGCCAAGAAAGAAAGAGGUAAGAGAUUUUUACAGUAUAGAAGCGAACUCCUGUAGUUAACUUUUAACUAUACCAAUAGGUGAACUACUAGGUACUCGCCAGGUGAACUACUACAGUAGGUACUCAUUAGGUGAAAUAAACAUAGGAAAGUAAUAUCUCAAUUGUUGUAAAGAUAAAUAGUCUAGGCUAAGUAAGUAUCUGCUGCAUCGUAACGUGAAACCAAUGACCAUGCUCUUUGUUUUUAGCUCGUGUGGUAGCUGAACAGAAGAAAAAAUCCAAAGAGGAAGUACGACAAUUAAAACACUUGGUAAUGGUCUGAAACUAUCUUGUAUAGUUCAGAUGUAUUACUGAUGAACUUUCAGUCCAGAUAAAUGCUUUUCAUCUUGCGGGUUUGUUCUCUUUUUAGCAAAAACUACAGAAACUUGAAAAACAAAAAUUAGAAAAGGAAGUGAAGGCUCAACAGCUGAUGGAGGUAAAGUAUCAUGAUAUGGUACUUCAUACAGUUACAGUUCACUGUUUGGAAUGUAUGUUCCAUUGUCUUUUCAUUGUUUUGUUUGCUUGUUUGUUUGAUCUAUAUUUAAUCAGGAUAGCUACAUCAGUAAGAAUUACUGCUAUCAAUGUACUGUAGACACUGAACAUAAUAAUUAUUAAGUAUUACAACUAAUAAAUUCUAAUAAUAAAUUGAAAAACACCACUGUCGUAAACACCAACAUGCAAUACUCUCCGUGGUUUUGAGAAAGAAAUAUAGAUAAAAUAAUAAGUAUAGGGCAUGCUCGUGCUUACUAUAGAGAGGUGUGCAUCGUUGACCAUGCCACGCAAUCAUACAUUGUUUUGACAGAAAUGUGACGUUAAAGGCACAGUUCAGCCUGUUGAACGAUGGUUUUUAAGGCGCAUUUCAGCCCUGUUAAUUGAAAAAACUAACUAGGAAAAUGAAUUAAGCAUAAUUCAAAAUCAGUAAACUCGAUAUUUUUAACAAUAUGAAUGUUUUAAAAUGUUAAAAACAUUAAGAUUGGUGACCUUGAAUUAAGCUUGAUUGAUUUUCCUAGUUAGUUUUUUCAAUUAACAGGGCUGAAAUGCGCCUUAAAAACCAUCGUUCAACAGGCUGAACUGUGCCUUUAAGCCGAGGGGUUAUUUUCGUUAUUAGGGAGCUUAAGCAAGGAACUUUUUUUGUCAACACGGACGUCUGCCGAGGGGGGAUUGGAUUAAAAACUGUGUUUAUAUCAGUUUGUGGUAAUCUUCAACACAUAUGACAAAACAUAACAUUUUUAAAGUUUUUUACUUCCUUGCACAAGCGCUAUGAUGCAAAAUGCCGUCAAAAUUAGUUAUGUCAAUUUUCAGAUGACGUGCGUGUUGACAAAAACGUCGCUUGCUUAAGCUACGUUUACACGCUGCGAUUAAUCGUGUACGAUUCGUUUUCUGGCGUAUGUCAUCGAGUAAACACGCAUAAGCUGGCUACAUUUGAAAUCUCUUUUUAACGAAACGGCAGUGAACUGUAAUAACACUGGAACGCUAACUGCAGGUAAACAUGCCCAUACUUGCCCGAAGCCAAGAUGGCGCUUCUCGCAAGCUCAGCGAGCAAUAAAUUAACUUUCAAAAGGACUGGGGAGAGUUUCGAGGAGCGGGAAAUUCAGUCAAAAGUUUGUUUUUGAGCGAAAAUCAGCAAGAAAAAGCACUUUUAUCGAAAGUCUUCAACUUUAAAGAUUCAAACCUGGUUUCCUGGAUAGUUCUAAGUGUUUUACAUCCACUAACAGCAAAAACUUCCUGGGUAACAGCUUGAUAUUCAAAAUAUUACACAGUUUGAACGUGCCGAAAAAAACUUCGCACUUUGACUCCUGAAAAAAGAACUUUAUAACUGCUCUACGUUCUGGAAACAUGUUUUGUAUUAAAUUUCAGGUAUUGUUGAAAGUUUUUAGCUUUUUUCCUUGUUGAAAUACAGCUAUUUAGUGGUCGAAAACAGACAUCUUUUAGGCGGCGUAUUUUCCACUCCAUACCUACAUGGCGGCCAUCAUGAGUGGCUUCAAAGAUGGCGGCCAAGUUAUCGUUCCAGUUCUCUUAGAGUUCACUGCGAAACGGCAAUGAAUUAUGGCGCCAGCACUCAUUUUAAUACGCCAGAAUACGAAUCGUACACGAUUAAUCGUAGCGUGUAAACGUAGUUUUAAGCUCACUCGUAUAAGAUGCUGUCUUCUUUUGUGUUUUGCUUAUGAAUUAUUUAAUUUUUCUGAGAAAACUGAAUUACUUUCUAGGCGAGAAAAAAGAAGAAAGAAGAUGUAGCGAAUGCCAAAUACCAUGAAGCCAUGAGGAAAGCUAAGGUAUUGUUGUUUUUACUAGCUGGAGAGUGCAUGUAAAUAUUAUUUUUACAUCAUAAGCAGGAGAUGUAAACGCUGGCAGGGCCGUAAGUAGGAUUUUUCACCAGGGGGCAGUAACACCUUCAUACCCUACGGCCCUGGACGCUGGCUACUGUAUAUACAUGUAUUUUCUGCUCCUUACUCCCUUUAUCAACUAAAUGUGAUUUUAAUUUUCAUUACCUGUUGUUUUGUCUGAUCCGAGUUGGGUCUUUACCAAAUUAUUGAUGAAUUUGAAAAGUAUGAAAUCAAAUAUUUCUUCUUUGUUCUAGGAAAGAGAAUUAAAGAGACAACAAGCUGUACUUCUCAAAGCUCAGGUAAUGAGAUAAACAUAUGUUGUAUUCUAUAGUGCAGCUCAUGGCAAUGGGUAGGGUGCGGAUUAUUCGUGGGAGGUAUAAUACAUUGGCUCUGCAACUGCUGUCCACAACAGUAUUUAUUGACUUUUUUAAAAACACAUUUCAUUAGAAUGAACUCUAUGAAAUUGCAGGAAAAAGAACGUCUUAAAGAAGAGAAAAGAAGAGCGAAGAAAUUGGUCAAAGAACGCAAGUUGGUUAGUAAUUUAAAAAACGCAGGUUUAGCUGCUACUUCACUUUAGUAUAUACUAUAUCAAUUGCAGUGGCGAUUAAUACACCAUGUUCUUUCUUGUAUUAGGAACAAAAACGUAGAGAAAUGAUUUUAUCUCGUGAGCUUAAGAAACCUGUUGAAGACAUGGUAUUGAGGGACGCUAAGGUAAGGCUCACGUAGACAAGCAGUAUAUUUUAUUUUCGCACAGACGUUUGUUGGCGUCUCACUCGAUUGAAUAAUAGUUGAAUAAUAUUAUAAAUGGAAAUUAUCGAGUGGAAAUUUAUACACGUUUAUUAGACCUAACCAGGAACAGCUGCGAAAAAUGCAACUUUAUGUCCCUGGAAAGAGUCGAACGCGGCCCUGCGAUUCCGGUGCAGCGUUCUAAAUUAAGUACUCUAAAUUUCCCUAAGAGCUCUAUAUAAUAAAUAUAUAGCUCUAUAUGAUAAAUUUCAAUCUCGACUUAUAAAACGCUUUUGGAAUUUUUGAACAAUGAGUAAAUUAUAUGGCAUUCCAGUAUAUAAGAUGACAAAAAUUUCCUGCAAGGUGUAAGAAUAUUUCCUGCCAAGAUGUUUGUUAAAAAUUCAUAUAUUGCCGAUUUCUACCAUGUUGUUUGUGAGUGUAUAUCCACACCGGACAAGCUUGAAAAAUAUGCCUGGCCACGGUGGGAAUCGUACCUACGACCUUUGGAAUGCAUGUGUUAUAGUACGUACAGUAUACGUAUAUGUAACCAGCCUACGUCUUUUAUUUUCAGCCUUUGCCAGAACUGACAAGAGUAAAGGAUCUUAAGAUCUCCGGAAGUGCUUUUGCUGAUCUUUGUAUGGUCCAGGAAUUUCUCCACAACUUUGGUACAGCGCUGGAUAUUGGUAAGAUUAUAGGGGGAAAACCUGCCGUGGUUCCUGUCUGAACUACUGUGCCUGAAAAAUGUUAAAACGAUUUUGAUGUUUCGAGAGCUUAACUGCUAACCUUCAGACGAAGAAACUCACGACCGAAUAUUGCACAGAAAUGAACAUUCUACGCUUGUUCAGUUAAGAUGCUCCACCUCAUCUUAGCUCUUAAUAGGUUCUUAUCAUGGCCUGUUGGUACCAUAUUACCUACACACCCUCCCCCAUAAGUUGAAAUAUCAUCAUAGAAGAAGUAUAUUUAAACAGAAAAAAUCAAAAUUAGAAUUUUCUGUUCAAGCAACCCUAAGUUGUCCUUAGAAAUCCUUACAUCACGUCACUGUCAAACAAUGAAUAUUUGACCCACAUAUAUCCCUCAUUGCAUUGCGUAUACCUAAUGUUUUGAUGGAUUGAAAAUUGCGUGACGUAAGCACUUCUAAGGUCUAUUUAUCGGACAGCCUGUAUGAGUUUUGUUUCAUUUGUGUGAUGUAAUAAAUAAGCCUGUAUUUGCAAUAGCAGAGACAUUUUGAAAGGCGUACACAACGAAAAAGUGAGACAUACUAUACUGUAUAAAAUAGAAACAGAAAACUUGACGGAAGGUAUUUUACCGAUUGUGUUGUCUAGAUUUUGACAAUGAAGUACCAAGUAUGGCAGACAUGCAAGGGUCAUUACUGAAUGAAAAUGAUGAAGAUGUAAUCACGCCAUUAUGUCAAACUAUGUUGUUGGCUGCUCUGGAUGAUCCUGGAGUCGAGGGACCAUGUGUAAGUAGAAAUAGCUAUGAAUUUGUGCAUCUAUAACAACUAUAAGUCAUUUGUGUUGUUAUACUGAAUGUAUGUACUGCAUUUAAAUAUUUGUUUUCAUGAACAACGCAAAUAAAGUAACUUGUUUACUAUGUAAAUGUUUUACUACGUUUACACUUUCUGCUUAAAUGUGUAGGCUGAAACAGCACUUGGUGUAAAACUCGAUCAAGUUGAAGUAAACGAAAGUAAUGUAUCUGAGAUCUUGAGAUUGUUCAUUAUUGCUCGAAAUGCUGAACCAAAUGAGGUACUUGUAUACAGUAAAUACAUUUUUUCGUUCAAAUAUUGUUUGGUAAUUAAAACGACCUUCUGACAAGGUUAAGUUACCAAUAAGUUACCGACAUAAGUAAAUUCCUCUUCCCAUGUGAAGAUGAUCAAUGUCAAAUCCCCCAUGUAUGGGCGAAGGCAAUUGUCAGAUACACACGUGUGUGUUGCCUGUCCCUCGUGGGGUUAACAUUGGUAAGUGCAUUGGAGGGAUUCGGUAAGCGUUACGGGGAAGCAGAUGGUAGUAUGGUAGUUGGCUUCAGAACUGCAUGUUGACAUUGGAGAAAGCAAAUUACAUGUAAACUAUGUAUUUGUCGCCAAAUACAGGACUAUUUCAUAUAAUGAAAAGAAUUAACAUUUCUGACUCAAUUGAGGAUUCCCCUUAUUACGUUUUCGUAGCGCUUUGCAUUGUGGUUAUAGUGGUAUCACUGAUAAGGAUAGCGGCCUCGAAUAAAAAUAUUGAAUGUUUUCGCGAAUAUUUUGCUGUUGGCCAUCGCGCACCUGACCCUAGCUUUUUUUAAAAGUUCUUCCACGGGUCAGGACCGGAUAAGCCAUCUUGAAUAUCAGUGAUACCACUAUAACCACAAUGCAAAGCGCUACGAAAACGUAAUAAGGGGAAUCUAGUAUUGAUCACACUAUCUGCAGAACGAAGGUUCUAAGUGAACCCACGCACUCUGCAUGUCUUGUCUCAGUUGUAUCCCGUCUUUAAUUAACUGUAGUGCUAUUUCUCUUUACAGAUUUCAGAUUCUUUAACGGAUAAACCUUUCACAGCGUUGAGUCCUUCUCAGAAAGCUGGGUCGUUGGCGUUUAUUUGCAAUGAGCUGUUAUGUGGAAGAACAAUAUGCAGGGAGAUUGAAAGUAAAAUCGAAUAUAUGUCUUCACUUCGACACAACAAGUGGAUUGCUGAAGGAAACCUAAGGAAGUAAGUGGAUACCAUAAAUCAUAACCAAUAGUAAUAACUAAUAACCAAUAGUACACAAUUCGUUUGGUACGUAUGCAAAUACAUACGUCUCGGAACUUUUUCACUGGUUAUUAAAAUCCCACCACUUCUCCGCAUCAUCUUAUUACGCACUUUAUAGAUUGUAAUUAACAGACGGCUAAGGACUAAUAGUAAUGUGCCCUGCUCGUGCUAGCCCCUGAUGCUUAGCAUCUCCAGUGUAGAAAUAAAAUAAAAUUAAAUUAGAGUAAAAUCAGAAUAGAAUUAGAUUGGGAUUGCAAUGGAAUUAAAAUGGAAUUAAAUGGAAUUAGAAUGGGAAUGGAAUUAAAAUGGAAUUAGAAUGGAUUGGAAUUAGAAUGGAAUCGAAAUGGGAUUAGAAUAGAAUUAGGAUGAAAUUGAAAUUUAGUUUAAAAAAGAAUGGGAUUAGAAUUAAAUGGAAUUAGAAUGGUAUUAGAAUAUUGGAAUGGACUGAGAUUGGAUUCGGAAUAGAAAUAGAAUAGAACUAUGUUGAGUGGAAUAGAGUACUAGAAAUGUUAUUUAUACUUAGAUUGAAAGCUCUACAGCAACAAAAGUUUCCAGAAAGCAAGAUUCCAAAUAAAACAACGGCAUCAGAAGAAAAGAAAAGCCCUGGAAAGAAAGCAAGCACUCAAGCCACUACAGCAACAACAACACCAAACGAGAAAGAACGAAAGAGGAAAGUGGUUGAAGAUGAGGGAAGUGAUGGCAGUGAUGAUGAUGAUGACGAUGAAGAUGAUGAUGACGAAGAAAUAGAGGAAGAUGAUGACGAAGAUGAUGAUGAAGCUGGAGAGGAAGACGAAGGGGGAGAUGAUGAUGAGGAUGAUUCUGAUGAUGAAUCUGGGGACGAGGUAUGUGCACUGAUCUAAAGAUUGUGACCACGGCAGAUGUGGUAAUAAAACCAGAACAUAACUUUCAGACUUAACCCAGAUUUCCUACGCUCAUUCUGCAAAGUCCAAGCCAGGAAAGUCCUUGAAAGUUAAUAGAGAUCCUUGAAAGUCCUGGAAUUUCCUCCAGCUGUGUUGAUACAAUAUCACUUGAAACAUGUUUUCGAUUCGAUUUAUUUGCCUCCACACACGAGACUAUUAUUCAUAUGUAUAAUGAAAAACAUUACUCAUUCUGAUCAAUUCGAGUUGGCUAUGUGAAAGGCUAGUGCGUAGUGAAACAAACUUAUGUGAUGUGCAAGCAUAAAUGAAAGAUGUUCGUAUUCAUCAUUUCGGGAGUCCGGACAUUGAAACACCACUUUCUGUAUAUGAAAACAGGAAAAGGUUAUUUAGCAUUUAUCACCAGUUAUUUUAACAUACUCUGUAGAUACUUUAAUAUUACAUUGGAAAUAUUGUCUAUGUUGUAGGAGAAAGCCGAACCAGAAACUUUAGAAGAGUUCGAAAAACGAAUAAAAAAGCUGGAAAAGGUAAGUACUGUAGAUGAUGAUGAUGGAGGGAGUGGGACGUAACGGACGAUUGAGGCAGGAUGCAUCGGUGGGAGGGGGGGGGGGAGGGUAUCGAAGUGUAGCGGUUCGGGAUCUUAGCUUCUAAACUUGUAAAAAUGGUUGCAUGCCUAGAUGUUUAAAGAUGAUCCCAAGAGUAAGUUCUAGUAGAUUUGGUAAGGGCAAAAAGUGGUGUGCUCCCUGUUGUAGGUGGAGACUGCCCCCACACCAACUUUACCACUUUUUACGUGUUAGUUAAUCUCGCAUCGCAUUCCCAACCAUGAGGUGUAGUACCAUUGAAGCCACAAUAAACAUCACUCUAUGUUUGUUCUUUUCAGAAACAAGUUCAGUUUCGCUCGAAGCUGUUCACAUCCUCUCACUCACUACGAGCCUUGUACUUGGGUCAAGACAGAUUUCGCCGCAUGUACUGGGUCCUGCCUUAUGGAGGAAGCUUGUACAUCGAAGGGAAUGAGAAUGGUGAAACAGGACUGGAGAAUUUCGAUAUGUCUAAACUAAGUGAAGAACAUUCUAACAUUGAUAGUAGG